Amphibalanus amphitrite is the source of this 1238-nucleotide messenger RNA. RefSeq lists its product as uncharacterized. The record is from RefSeq and is a predicted model, not a curated record. The transcript is spliced from 7 exons. The coding region runs from base 16 to 1155 and encodes 379 amino acids. Lineage: Eukaryota; Metazoa; Arthropoda; Thecostraca; Balanomorpha; Balanidae.
AUUCUGCUUUUCAUCAUGUCUUUUCUUCGUCCAAUGAAUUUGGUGGCCAUUUGCCGAGGGGUCUCCACUUCUGUGUGCAUGAAUAAUGUGAGGGUAAUGAUAUCAGCUCAACAGCAGGCUAGGAUGAUGAAGAAAUUCAUGGCAGCUGCCAAGAAAAAGGAAAGGAUGCUGCAGGCCCCCGCGGCGGUGGACAGCGGCGCCGGCGACACUGGCGACGAUGGCACCGCCAGUUCGACGGACCCGGUGCGGAUCCGACCACUGCGCGCCGGCAGUGCGCGGCACCGACACCGGCUGGAGGCGCUGAGCGCCAUCUACCUGCAGCGGCUCACCGAGCUGCUGUGUCUGGGCGAGCUGCUACCCGACCUGGCCGACACCGGGCUGGCCGUCACCAGGGUCCAGCUGUCGGGCAACAUGCGUCUUCUGUACGUGUUCUGGACGUGCUCGGCGGGCGCGGACGAGCGCCGCAUAGCCUCCCGAUUGGAGGAGGCCGGUCGACCCCUGCGUGCUGCGCUCACUCAGCAGCGCGUCACCGGACACGUGCCCGGCAUCAAAUUCGUCAGAGACGUGGAGAGCAGCCUUCUGCAGGAGGUGGAGCGCCGCCUGGCCGUGGCCGACUUCGGUCCCGAUUUCGUGCCGACCGACCCGACCCACCUGGUGAAGAGGCAGGGUGUGCUCGGCCUGCCGCUCACUGCCCAACACACGGAGCACCUGCUGGGGAGUGACUCGCUGGACGGCGGCUCAUCAGAUGACUCGGCCCCCGACUCCGUGUUUGAGGAGCUCGAGAUGCCUCACACGACCGGAGGGCUGAACCGGGCCGCUAUCCUCGCAGAGGUAGAGGAGCGACUGCUGAAGGCCUCGGCGCUGCACAGACAGGUGGAACUGCACCCAGAGGCCGUGACGCCCACCGUCCCUGCGGUCGGCGCUGCUACCCCCGCUCAGCGUGAGCAGCUCUCCUUUGAGAGGUUCACUAAGCAGAGGAAGUGGGCCAGGAUGAGACGGAACAAAGUGAGCAGCACGGUGGACCUCCGGGAGUGGGAGAGCUCCAGGCGCCGCCGACCGGAGGAACUCCAGGAGGACCGGGAGGAGGAGGAAGACUGCCAGGACCGGGAGGACGCACCACGGUGGGACGGGGAGGGGACGCAGCGGCACUUGUAGUGGUGGGUGGCCUGAGGACCAGUCGCUGCUGUGAUGAUUUAUGGAUGUGUUAAGUGAUAAUAUAUCAGUCAAAAGGUCUCAAA